AUGGCGUCUCGCUUUAGUGGUGCGUUACAGUUGACUGAUCUAGACGAUUUCAUAACACCUUCACAAGAAUGUAUAAAGCCUGUAAAAAUCGAGAAAACAAAGACGAAAACUGGCGCAAAGAUAAAGAUAGGUGAAGAUGGCUAUUUUGAUGUGUCAAGUGGCAGAGAACAGAAACUCCAGAAGGUUGAAAUUACAUUAGCAGACUGUCUGGCUUGCAGUGGGUGCAUCACGUCGGCUGAAAGUGUGUUAGUCACCAAGCAAAGUCAAGAAGAACUGUUAAGAGUGUUCUCAGAGAAGAAGUAUACAGAUAACAAAGGAGUGAGUAGAGAAGUGAGUUUAAUAGUGGUGUCCCUGUCACCACAACCUACAUUGUCUCUGGCAGCCCGCUACAAACUGAGUCCAGAGGAAGCCACUCACAAGUUAGCAGGAUACUUCAAGAGUUUAGGGGCAGACUUAGUGCUGGAUAUGACAGUAGCUGAAGACCUGUCAUUGCUGGAGGCACAGCAGGAGUUCUUGCAGCGCUACCAGAACCAGCAAACUGAUCCUAGUUCUAAACAGCUGCCUAUGCUUGCUAGCUCUUGUCCAGGUUGGGUGUGCUAUGCUGAGAAAACACACGGCAACUUCAUCCUCCCAUACAUAUCGACGUCCAAGUCACCGCAGCAAGUGAUGGGGUCCCUGGUCAAGCAGUACCUCUCAAAGUGCCGGGAGCUGACGGCCGGAGAAAUCUACCACGUUACCUUCAUGCCAUGCUAUGAUAAGAAGCUGGAAGCCUCCAGAGAAGACUUCUAUAACGAAAUGCUUAGCUGCCACGAUGUCGACUGUGUUAUUACUGCCAUUGAGCUGGAACAAAUGCUGGACGUCAGCAACAAGGCCUUGAGUGACAUACCUAGUGCUGACCUGGACUGGCCUUGGAGUGGCCUGGGGGAGGCCCCGCCAGCAUUACGCAGGCACAUCGGCUCGGGCUCCGGAGGAUAUGCUGACCAUGUCUUCUUGUACGCCGCAGAACAACUAUUCGGGCAGACUAAUGCCCAACUUGUGUAUAAAAAUUUGAGGAACCCAGACUUCCGCGAGGUGACACUAGAGAAGGAUGGGCAGGAAGUACUGCGGUUCGCCAUCGCGAAUGGUUUUAGAAACAUUCAGAACUUGGUGCAGAAACUCAAGCGAGGCAAGUCGCCCUACCAUUACGUUGAAGUCAUGGCCUGCCCAUCAGGAUGUCUAAACGGCGGAGCUCAAGUGCGUCCAGUGACCGGCGAGAGUGGGCGGGAGUUAGUCGCUCAGUUAGAAGCGAUGUACUCCGAGCUCCCACUGGCUACUCCCACUGAGAACAAGCUGGUUCGCAAGCUGUACGCUGAUUGGCUCGACGGUAGAGACUCGGAUAAGGCUAAAGCAAUGCUGCACACUGCCUAUCAUGCUGUAGAGAAAUCUGAUAUAGCGCUCAAUAUAAAAUGGUGA
This is a messenger RNA of Spodoptera littoralis (African cotton leafworm), 1452 nucleotides long. Lineage: Eukaryota; Metazoa; Arthropoda; Insecta; Lepidoptera; Noctuidae. The record is from the annotation of a GenBank genome assembly.